Drosophila suzukii is the source of this 884-nucleotide messenger RNA. RefSeq names its product tabinhibitin 2-like. Lineage: Eukaryota; Metazoa; Arthropoda; Insecta; Diptera; Drosophilidae. The record is from RefSeq and is a predicted model, not a curated record.
CCAAGCGAAGAUGUCUUCAUCAAUGUUGUCGAUAGUGCUGUUAAUGGGAUCUAUAAUGGGUUUUGUGACUUUACAAAUUGACCACAAAGCCUACUGUGAUCUGCCCUAUUGCGGGAUUAACAAUAUAGUCUGCCAAAAAGCCAAUUAUAGUUUCAUUUGCCGUCGCAGUACAAGACUGGUAGAUCUGAGCAGUACACAAAAGGAUACUUUGCUGCAUAGGGUGAAUGACUUUAGGAAUAGAGCGGCCAAGGGUCUGACCCGAACCCUUUACCCCGCCGGUAGAAUGGUCAGGAUUUCUUGGUCCGAUGAACUAGAGUACUUUGCCAAAAUGGACGUGAUGAGCUGCAUGCCAACUCCACGUCCCUGCAUGACUUCCCCGAAUUUUCCCAACAUUGGCAGCAUCUUCGAUACCGAUGGCUAUAUGGGUCCCAAACAAAAGAGCUUAGGCCGUAUAAUGAACAUGGUAUCGAAGUGGACAAAGGAGGGACGGUUUGUGACCCGCCAACAAACUAUCUUCUUAAAAGAUCGCAGUGAUCAAAGAUCCGUAUUUCGACCUGCACUUUUGAUGGCCGAUCGUAACACCCAUAUGGGCUGUGCAGCAGUAAAGUUUUCUUACCAACGCUUCAAUUAUUUGUAUUUAAGUUGCACCUUCGCCACCGUAAACAUCCUUGAAGCUCCCAUCUACAGAGUCGCCAAAAACCCAGGUGUAUUCUGCAAGGAACGCGACGAGGAUUACAAAAAUCUGUGUUCCACUAGCGAAGAAUAUCCCGAGAACAAAAAAUACGUUGAGUUAACCCGGUAUAUGACGUAGCUUUAAGGAAAUUAACUUUGUUUUCAAUUAAAUUAAUAUUUUUUUUAUUAGUAAGACGCCAUUAUAAUGGCAU